AAGAUCCUCACAACCAAUAUCAAUUUCCACAUGCACAUGCUUAUUAUUGUCUUUUAUGACAUCUUGUGCCAUCAAAGUCAUGCCAGGGAUGUACUUUGAGGGGAGGAGCUUUAAAUCCCUAUCUAGGUCAAAGCAAUGUUGGAAGUACCCUGAAAAAUGAUAUUCAGCACUCUGGAGAUAUUAUAAUAUUAACUGUGUCAUGAGCAUCUUCGUACUAAGACUUUUUCUGGAGAAUAUUGGAAAAGGAUUAAGUUCUGGAGAAACAACAGAUUAUGAUUCACUUUCGUGAAAAAAAAAAUUAGAACUUCCAAAAUAAGGUUUCUAAAAUAAGUAUAUUCUUAGGAGAUAAUAUCCCAAGUUUUGUCCAGUUGUUUCCAAUAAAUCAAGGCAAUGUAAGAACUUAAGUAAGUUGUACAAAAGGGAGAGUCCAAAUUUCUUUCUAUCUCUACGUCUCUCUUGUUGGCUCUGAUAAAUUAUAAUCAAUAUAAAAUUGAAACUUUUUCCCUUAUAUUUUGUCAAAUUAAUUUGGUGUAGGAGUAAUUCUGUCAAAAAUUUGUAAUUUAUUACUGAAUAACUGAAAAUUGUUGGAGAGAAUUUUAUGUUACAUUGUUGUGUAUGAAAAUUUUUCCUCUAGAACAUCACUCAACAAACAUAGGUUAAAUGAAGAUGUGGAAAAUGAGAAAGGAAUAAAUUUCCAAAUGAUCUGUCCUGAUAAAAAUAAUGUUCGAUUAUAGGAUUUUUAGAAAUUAAAUGAUGUCUUUCAAAAGAGGUAAGCCUUGGCAGCAACAGUAAGGUUGCUUCUUUGUGACUGGUCACAGGUUUGAGAUGUGGAAAUAUCCUCCUUGCAAAGCAAGGGUAAGGUUGUGUACAAAAACCUCCUCCUUUGACCCUUGAAAUGGGAAGCCUUGUGCACUGAGGAAGCCCUUUGUAUGAUAUCUUUGAAAGGGGUGGAGAAAAUACCGUACAACUGGAAGUUUCGCGGGCAUUUUCAUCAUAUUUUUUUUCCUGUUUAUUUCUAUUGUAGCCAAAUAAAGAAAAUGCUCCUUUUGCAUCUUCUUUUCUGUUCUCUUAGAAAAUCCCUGAAUCAAUCGGUAUGGGUUGGGUGGAGAACAUCCAAUUUGGUGGAGAGAGUUGGUUGAGGCAUUAUGAAAUUCUGGGGUUUGAUUGAGGAGUCUGGUGGCUAAUUCCUCUGGAUUAUCAAAUAGAUUGCAGGAUAGCUCAGUACAGGGCCCUUAGUCUUCGGCCUUGCUUGUUCACGAGUGCCUUGUACUAGUUGUCAGUAGCCUUCUUUCUUCUUCUGACGUGCUGGUUUUUUCUCCAUUAGCUUUGGGGUUAGGGGUUCCAUUAAGGAUGUUAGGAGGGAGGUCAGCAUUGCCAAGAGAGGGUGAACACUGUACAAUGGAGGCUCGGGAACUCUUGGUAAACUAAUUACUCUGAAAAAUAUCCAAGAGAGCAAAAAGAAAUUGUUAGGCCCCCGGUUUUGCAUACUUACUAUAGGCGUCACAAGCAUCCGAAGGGAGUUGAGGGUACAGCUGGAGGAAGCACCAAUCAGCUGGUGCGCUAAGGGGUAGGGUAGAUAUUUGGCUGGUUUGUGUAACAAACCAGCAGACACGCCUGCAUAACCAAAUACGGUUAUGCAGGAGAGAGAAGGGAAUAACAGCUUUUAAAAGGGGUAGGAAGAGAGGGAGGAGGGUGUGAAGAAUUUGGAGUGAUUGUAGGAGAGUUCUGGGCCUCUCGAACGCCCAAUUGUUGCUGUUCUUAUUUUCAUUUUCUUGUAAUUCCAAUUCUGAAAUACAAUUCAAUCCAUUUCAUCCAUUGGAGAUCCUUCCUAUCGGUUGGAUCUCAUCACCUUGGUAUCAGAGCAAUAGUCGAUCGCCAUGGUAAACUUAACCGAGAGGGUGGGGGACCUGGAGGGGAAGGUUGACACGAUGAGGGGAGAGAUUCAAACCAUCAACCGGAACGUAGCAGAAAUGCUGGAGCAGUUUGCUAUCAUGAUCACAAGGUGGGACGAACAGGAACGGGAGCGGAAGGCUAAGGCUCAUGGGAACGACUGGCCACCGGAAUUGACCCCAGAUUCCGAAGUGACACCAGGAGGGGGUAUGAGUCACAGAAUGGAGGGAAGCAUGAGCGCCGCAUGGCGACCGGAGGGGAGAGGUAGGAGGCUGGAAAUGCCUACCUUCGAAGGAGACAAUCCAGACGACUGGAUUUUCAGGGCGGAGAGAUACUUCACGACCAACCAGCUCUCGGAGGAUGAAAAGAUAGAGUCCGCUGCAUUAUGCUUCGAGGCAGGGGCCCUCGCUUGGUUCCAGUGGGAGUCUAGGCGCAGGGGGAUCCGUAGCUGGGAGGGGCUCAAGCAGGGAAUUCUUAACCGAUUCCGCCCAACUCAAGAAGGAUCGCUGGAAGAGAGGUUCCUUGCUCUGCGACAAGAAGGCACGAUUAAGGAAUAUAGGCUGAUGUUUGAGACAUUGGCGGUACCUGUGUCAGACGUCUUUGAGGCAUUCUUGGAAGGACAUUUCAUCAACGGCCUUAAGCCUGAAAUUAAGGCUGAGAUCAGGGUAUUACAACCCAGGGGGUUGGAUCGGGUCAUGCUAAUAGCGCAAUGUAUAGAGGAUAAAAAUGCAGUCGUCCUGAGCUGCGGUAGGGGGUUCGGACAAGUGGGAAGUAAAAUUCCCACCUACUCUACCACUAACACCGUUAGAAUCCCUCCCUCACAAUCCAGAAGCCCGACUCCUUAUUCGAGAGUCUCGAACCAGGUGAGUAGUAAGCUACCGGUGGCCGAGAGUGGUAGUAAUGUUCCUUUUAAACGGCUCAGUGAGGCUGAGUGGAAAGCCAAGAGAGAGAAGGGAUUGUGUUUCCGUUGUGAUGAGAAAUACUCGAUUGGCCACAGGUGCAAGAACAAGGAGCUGCACGUUAUGAUGAUCUAUGAUGAAGAAAAAGAGAGGGAAGGAUCCGAAAGGGGAACCACAGAGGUGAGAGAAGACGAGGGAGGAGAGGAAGUGCACCAAGGCAGUGAAAUCAUUGAACUCUCUAUGAAUUCAGUGGUUGGUUUAACAACACCGCAGACCAUGAAGCUACAAGGCGUUAUCGAAGGGCAACCAGUAGUAGUACUGAUCGAUGGAGGGGCGACGCACAACUUUAUAGCGGCCGAGUUAGUUCAACAACUGGGACUGCCGCGAACAGAAACGACUGGUUAUGGUGUUAUCAUGGGAACGGGAAUGGCAGUGCAAGGGGCCGGGAUUUGCAAGGGCGUAAAGUUGCAUCUACAAAACUUGCAAAUAGUGGAAGAUUUUCUACCUCUGGAGCUGGGCAGCUCAGAUGUAAUUCUUGGGAUGAAGUGGUUGGCUGCGGUGGGAAAAAUGAGAGUGGAUUGGAAGGCCUUGACUAUGAAGUUCCAGGUGGGGGGAUUAGCCGUGACCUUGCAGGGCGACCCUAGCUUGAGCAAAAGCUUGGUAUCCCUGAAGGCAAUGAUGAAGGCUUUCAAGGAGAAUGGAGAAGGAGUGCUGCUUGAAUUGGGAACGAUGGCAUCUGAUUACAGUGACAAAACGGUCGAGAUCCCACCGUUCCUUAAGCAAGUGUUAGCUGAGUUCGAGGAGGUGUUUUCAGCACCUGAAGGGCUGCCUCCUUCCAGAAAGAAGGAUCAUGCCAUCAACCUGCUGCCAGGCACAACUCCAGUCAAUGUGCGGCCCUACCGUUAUCCCUAUCUACAGAAAAACGAGAUUGAAAAGAUGGUAGGAGAGAUGCUAGUCGCAGGGAUCAUACAACCCAGUUCCAGCCCCUUUUCGAGCCCGGUUCUGCUGGUCAAGAAGAAUGAUGGAGGGUGGAGGUUCUGUGUGGAUUAUAGGGCAUUAAAUAAGGUGACAGUGGCCGACAAAUUCCCAAUUCCAGUGAUUGAAGAGCUGCUGGAUGAGCUUCAUGGAGCCAAGGUCUUCUCCAAACUCGACCUUAAGUCCAGGUAUCACCAAAUUCGCGUCAAGGCAGAGGAUAUUCCAAAGACAGCAUUCCGGACGCAUGAAGGCCACUACGAAUUCCUCGUAAUGCCUUUUGGAUUGACUAACGCGCCAGCCACAUUUCAGUCACUGAUGAAUAACAUCUUCAGAGAACAGAUGAGGCGUUUCGUGCUAGUUUUCUUCGACGACAUCUUGGUUUUUAGCAAAGACUUUGAACAGCAUGCACAACACUUGUGCUCUGUUCUGGAGGUGUUGGCAGCUAACCAUUUAUUUGCGAAUAAGAAGAAGUGUUCAUUCGGACAAUUGGAAAUUGAGUACCUAGGUCACAUUAUAUCACAUGAAGGAGUCUCGGCUGAUUAUAACAAGGUAAAAGCCAUGUUAGAGUGGCCCUCUCCCGCCACACUGAAGGAGUUGCGUGGUUUUCUUGGUCUCACCGGGUACUAUAGGCGUUUUGUUAAAGAUUAUGGCAAGAUAGCUUGGCCACUCACGGACAGACUCAGGAAGGGUAAUUUCUUUUGGGAUGAAGCGGGUGAGCAAGCUUUUCGCCAGCUCAAAGCUGCCAUGGUGUCACUGCCCGUGUUGGCUUUGCCGAAUUUUGACAAACCAUUCGAGGUGGAGACAGAUGCUUCGGGACAUGGCAUGGGGGCUGUGUUAAUGCAAGACCAUCGACCUAUUGCAUACUUUAAUUAGGCGUUUAAU
Diospyros lotus (date-plum) is the source of this 4646-nucleotide messenger RNA. RefSeq lists its product as uncharacterized. Bases 1878 to 4637 code for a protein of 919 amino acids. The record is from RefSeq and is a predicted model, not a curated record. The transcript has a single exon. NCBI's taxonomy places the organism in Eukaryota, Viridiplantae, Streptophyta, Magnoliopsida, Ericales, Ebenaceae.